ACGUGUGCGUGUGUGUGUGUGCGCGUGUGUGUGUGCACGUGUGUGUGUGUGCGUGUGUGUGUGUGCACGUGCGUGUGUGUGGGCGACGCGAGGGAUCCGCGCGACCGCCUCUCACCGCACCACCUUCAACCCGCACCUCCACGGCUCCUCUCUCGGACACGCCCCACCCCGGGGACCUUCCUGCCUCUGCCUCGCCGCCCGAGGGAUUUCCUCUCGCCUCGCCGAGGUCCCUCGGUCCGACUCCGCCGUGUCCACGACGCCGAGCGGUUCGCGGAGAUGUCCCGCGGCGUGUGGAGUGGGCGCGUGUUGCUGCUGCCGCCGCUGCUGCUACCGCUGUGCGCGUUCAUUCUGCUCCAGGUGUGCAGUGGGGUGCAUGGAGGUCACCAGGUCACGAGAAGGACGCCACUCAGUGCAGCAAAUGCGACCCACGGCAGCGCUGGAGGACGAGAGCGCGGACAAUCUCGACAAACAAAGGCGGCACCCGAGAACGGCUGGCACCAGUGGGCCGUCGAACCGGCAGGUCGACAAAAACGGUCGUGGAUCCUUCCGCCCAUUAAAGUGAACCACGUGAUCGAGAACGACCACGGCCCGUUCCCGAAGGUCUUCAUGAUGAUCAGGUCGGACAAAGAGUCGAGCGUGAAUUCGAUAGUGUACAGCCUGCGGGGGCCCGGGGCUGACCAACCGCCCGUGGGUGUCUUCAACAUCGACCCCAUCACCGGCAAGGUCAACGUCAUGUUCGUCCUGGACCGGGAGAAGAUUUCAAGCUACGCGCUCAAGGGCUUCGCGAAGGAUGAGCGCGGCAAUCUGCUGGAGCCCGAGCUGGACCUCGCCAUCAGCGUGCUGGACGAGAACGACAACGCACCGGAGUUCACGCAGAUGCGAUUCAUGGGCAACGUGUCGGAGAAGAGCCGUGCAGGGAGCCCGGUCCUGACGGUGGAGGCCACGGACGCGGACGACCCCCAGACCAACCACGUACAGGUGGUGUUCAGCAUCAUUUCGCAGCAGCCGCCACUGCCGUCGCAGCGCAUGUUCACCAUCGACCGCUCCAGCGGCAUCAUCAGCACGGGAGCGACUCGCUUCGACGCAGAGGCUGUGAAGUUCUACACUCUGCUGAUCCGUGCCAGUGACUGCAACGGAGCGGAUUACGGCCUCUCUUCCACCGGCACGGUCGUCAUCCAAGUGCAGGACGUCAACGACAACGCGCCGAUGUUCCCCCGGCAGAACCUCAUUUGCACGGUGCUGGAGAACAUGGUGGGCGAGUCGGUGCUGGUGCUGAAGACGGAGGACGGCGACACGCCGCACACGCCGGCGUGGCGCGCCCGCUACCGCAUCGUUUCCGGGCAGCACAGCGAGAGCUUCGACAUCGCGACCAACUACGUCACCAACGAGGGCAUCCUCACCGUCAGCAAGGCCCUGGACUACGAGUCCACGAAGCAGGUGCUGCUGGUGGUGGUCGUGGAGAACGAGGAGCCGCUGUGGGGCGUGCAGCCCGGCGCGGCCUCCACCGCCACGGUCACCGUUACGGUGCGCGACCAGAACGAGCCGCCCGAGUUUUCUCCCGACGAGAUCGAGGCCGCCGUCACCGAGGAGCAGCCACCGGGCGUGACGCUCGGCGCGUUCACCGCCACAGACCCGGACGUGGGCCAGCACCAGCAGAUCCGGUACAAAAUGGGGGACGACCCGUCCGGGUGGCUCUCCAUCAACCCCACGACGGGGGAGGUGCGAACGCGAGCGAGACUGGACCGCGAGGCGCGCGGCAUCUACAACGGCACCUACACCGCCACCAUCCUGGCCUUCGACAACGGCGUUCCCCCGCAGACGGGGACGGCCACCAUCCUCCUGCGGGUCACGGACGUCAACGACCACCAGCCCCGGGUGAAGCUGCCCUACAGCCACAGGGUGUGCGAGGACCUCGCGUGGCAGGGCAUCAACGUGACGGUACUGGAUGAAGACGAGGCGCCCAACGCCGGGCCUUUCACCUUCUCCCUGCCCGAGGAGCCGCCUGAGAUCCGCAACAACUGGAAAAUCCUCUACCAGACAGGGGAGGUGCUGGUGUUGGCUCCGCACCCGGACCGCGUCCAGCCCGGACACUACAGCGUCCCCGUGCUGCUCGCGGACAAGCCGGGCCUGCGGUCCGAGCAGGUGGUCGAGGUCACGAUUUGCUACUGCGACGACAAACUCACGUGCCCCGCGGCCCUGGGUGGCAUCGGACUCGGCCUCGCUGCUCUGCUCAUCAUUAUUUUCUGCCUCCUCAUACUGCUGCUGCUCUUCCUAGCGAUGCUGUGCUGCCUAUGGUGCUACCCACACGGCUGCUGCGGCUACGUGAGGUCAGGGGGCGCCCUGUACGUUGUGCACGACCAGGGGAACUUUGGCGGGGUUCAGGCCUACAACUACGAAGGCGGAGGGGAAGAGGAUAUGGGGAUGAGAAUGAACCUGCUGGCAAUCGACGCUCAGGGGAAGAACGGCUCGAGCUGGGCCGGCGCCGAGAACGCCAAAGGCGCCGCCUACACCAAGUCCACCACCCUGCGCGCCAGUUCGGUGGCGGAGUCCUCUCGCGCCGCCGCCGCAGCGGAGGCGGCCGCCGCCGCAGCGGAGGCGGCCGCCGCCGCUUCUCACAUUCGCGAGGUUAAAGAGUCCAUCACGACGACCUCCAGCCACACGACUUCCAGCGCGGCGCACGAUAGCGCCGGCACGCAGGCGCGCGGCGGACGGUUCGCCGGCUUGGCGCACGGCGCGGCGGUCGGCGGGAGCGACGCCUGGGCAGGGGCCGGCGGCGGCGGCGUUGGCGUCAGCCACGUGGCGACGUUUACGGAGGUGGGCAGCAGCAGCAGCAGCAGUGGCCGGGGCAACGCGAUGGACUCGCGAGUGAACGGGGCGUUCGGUGUGCCGGCGGGCGGAGCGACAGGGGGCACCGUUCUGGAGACCGACGGCCGCGUUUACCACGGGAGGAUUUCGACCCUCGGCUACCCGAGGGCGAGCGGCUACGGCGGUCAAGUGAUCGGCCAAGAGUCCGUCAGCAUGGGGAGGGGCUUCACCCGCAGGGAAGUACCUCCACCCGCCGCCGUCGCAGGACCCGUCUGGCCGCAGCAUCACACCCUCCCCAAGCUCGUGGGCAUGAAGCCGACGGCGGACGUGAGGAAGUUCGUUGCGCAGGCUCUGGAGUGGGCGGAUAAAGACCCCACGGUGCCCCCGUUUGACGGGCUGCUCGUGUUUUGCCACGAGGGCAACCGUGAGGACGACCACUCGUUCAGCCCGUGCGUCAGCACGGCCAACUUGGCGGAACAGGUGGCGCAGUUCCGGCCCAUCUCCAACCCGCCGCCCGGCUCCUGUGGCUCCCGCGGCUCCCCGAUCUCGCGGGCUGCCACCCCUUCAGCCGCUUCUCCCAGCAUGCAACUCCCCUAGCCCUCCUAUCUCCCCCACCACCAACUCAUCCAGCUCAGAUACCCCUAGCUCAGUGUUUAGCCCGUGGACCACCCCAGCCACUGAUCCCUGGCGGCAAAAUGCAUUCGCUUAUCUCUAAAUGGCAGGAAUACAAAGUGAUUCAUAUUACUGAAACAUAACAUAUUUUUUUUUACAUGCAGUUAUAAUGUUUUAGGGGGGGGGGUGCAUUUAGAUAUUAGGGUUAAAGUAGUUUAUUCAGGGUAGUUUACCUCGCGUCAUUCAAUAAAUAGUUUUAUAUUAUGAAUUAACGUCAAAAACUUUACUUCCGUGGACCAUCUGGAGGAGCGUCCCGGGCCACUCACGCUGAUGGCCCGGGGACCGCACUUUGAGAACCACUGCUCUAGCGCCUUCUCCAAGCUCCCUCCACCAUCUCCAAGCUCACCACCCCAGCCACUGAGCUUCCAGCUCCUUCCCGACCAGCUCCUCGCUCUCCCCUAGCUCCUUUCUUGCUUCCAAUUGCCCCACAUCCCCCCCCACCGAUCGCUGUUUUUAUACACACAUUUUCUAAACGGAGAGUGAGUAGCGCACUAGAAUAGUUUGGGUGACGGGUGUGUAAUACGACGUCAAGUUAAUCUGCACGAGGCGUCGUCGGCAAAUGGGCGAUUGUGACUGCUUCCGACGCUGUGUGGCGGGUUGGUGUGGUGAAGGUGUUUUUGGUCAGGAGGUUUUACAGUUGAGGUUUGGGACGUUUUUAUUUGACCCUGAACCGAAACAAAGUCGAAGUCUAUUCCCAUGAACCAAUUUUUCUGGUUCGAAACACACGUGUCCUUGCCCGCACUUCCGAUUAGCAUGGUUGGCUAUGUACGAUUAUUUCUCUACCGACAGCGCGUGUGGUGUGCAAGUAUUACAAAGAUAAAGUCAUGCGCAUGGAAUGUAAAAAAACUCCAAUGCCAGGAUAAUGUUAUUAAUGCAUUAGAGGUCAGAUCGUCACACUUUUGACACCACUAUCCAGUAUCUGUUCCAUGACAAUUUACAAAUUAUAUUUAACGAUCAUUAAAAAAGAAUCACAAAUACAAGUAGUAACAAAGGUCACAGUGAGGGAUUAACUCAGCCCAUCAUCAUCCCUCCUGAAAGUUGUAAUAAGUAUAACCCGUAAAAACAAAGUUUUUCACUAUAAAUCCUUUAUAUGCGUGGCGGCUAGAGUCCUCUCAUCCUCUGGCUUGAGAUGGCUGCCACCUAUGGGUCAGAUGAUUGUCUGCCAGUAUUAAGCAAUUGGUAAUUAAAUAUUUAAUUUGUUUUCCCUAAACAGUGUAAAAUUUUAGAAAAAAAAUUUCACGAACAUUACUUGUCUCGCACAACGAGUCUGUGUGCCAAAUGUCAGCUCGAUUGGAUCACGGGAAGUGGGUUAAAAAACGACCGAAAUAUUUGCACGGUCGUAAGCAAGCAAGCAAGCACGCAAGCAAGCGAAUUUAAUAUAAAGGAUUAAAAAUGGAGUACCGCCGAAUUGUAGCGCGCGUGUUCAGUUCCUGAACAUGGGAGCACAAUUCUAGAUUUGAAGCUUUCGUGACUGCAAGGAUUCAUACUCUUAAGUUUUUUCGGUAAAGUCACGUAGGUAAAACAUUUUUUUAAUAAAAGUAAAAUAAAAAUCUUUGCAGUGGCAUUUACAGCGAGCGUGCUGUGACGGUUCCACCUGAAGACGGAAGCUUGUGUUGCCUCCGAAACGUCGUGAUUUUUAUUUUACUUUAAUUUAAAAAAAAAUUUACCUACGUGACUUUACCGAAAAAACCUAAGAGUAUGGGAGCACAACCUAGAAAACCUACCGCGGUAGUUAUCACCACCAAGGUAGUUGUCCUCGGGUUAAAGUGAACUCACUGUGGGAAUGUGAAACUUCUACCGCUUGCUCAGGGUCGUACAUGCAAAUUAGCAUUAGCCCCACGCUCGUUUGAGCAGUGGGAUUUCUUCCUCGAUUUAUUGACAUAGGGACCGGGCGUGGCCAUUUGGGGCUGGUUAAUGGUUUGCAGAAAAGACCCCGAGUGGAAUUUUUCCCCUUGGUUUGUCUUUGCCAUCUGUACAAAGGGGGGGGGGGGACAUUGAUACGUUUUUUUUCUUCUGGAAGAAAGCCACUUUGCCUAAACUUGAGCCGAGGAAUUUGUUUAACAAAAAAACCUCUUUGCAGUGGCAUUUACAAAUAAAAACUUCUGUUGAGACGUGGUUGGAUUGAAGCGCUGGUCUGGUCGUAUCAGAGGACGCGUAUCCUCAUCCCUUGCCAAGGACCCCAACUUCUCGACCAAACGCUGCAGCGAAACUAGCGCGGUGCACAAUUGACUUCCCAGCCAGGGCGCUGGAAUAAAUCAAAAUGAAAACCUCAAAAUUUUAUCAGGAUAAUAUUUAAUAUUUUUAAAACUCGUGUCAGUAAGUAUUUUUUUACAUUUUCUCUUCAAAUAUACGCUGGAAUUUUCA
Molecule: messenger RNA, 5841 nt
Organism: Lethenteron reissneri (Far Eastern brook lamprey)
Lineage: Eukaryota; Metazoa; Chordata; Hyperoartia; Petromyzontiformes; Petromyzontidae
Product: cadherin-2-like
Biological process (GO): cell-cell junction assembly; calcium-dependent cell-cell adhesion; cell morphogenesis
Cellular component (GO): plasma membrane; cytoplasm; catenin complex
Molecular function (GO): beta-catenin binding; calcium ion binding; cadherin binding
Source: RefSeq, a predicted model, not a curated record